This is a messenger RNA of Macrosiphum euphorbiae (potato aphid), 714 nucleotides long. Lineage: Eukaryota; Metazoa; Arthropoda; Insecta; Hemiptera; Aphididae. The record is from the annotation of a GenBank genome assembly.
AUGACCAACACAAGUGAACAAAAUUCAGAUGAUGAAGAAAUCAAUGAACAAUAUGGUAAAAUGCAGAAUUUUAAAAAAAUCAAACGCAGUACAAACAUUAAACAAAAAAAACAGAAUGAAAUAAUGACCAACACAAGUGAACAAAAUUCAGAUGAUGAAGAAAUCAAUGAACUUUAUGCUAAAAUGAAGAAUUUAAAAAAAAUCAAAAAUAAUAUAAAUGGUAAACAAAAAAAACAAAAAAUAACAAUGAGUACAAGCAACCAAAAUUCGGAUGAUGAAGAAAUCGAUGAACAUAACGGUAAUCGAAUAAAUCAAAUACAGAAUUUAAAAAAUGUCAAAUCCAUUAAGUCUAAACCAAAAAAACAAAAAUUUCAGUCACAUUUAUUAAAAUUAGAACAAGAAUAUGAUGGAUCAACAUUAAACAAUGAAAACUGUAUACGUGUAAAAAAACCAGGUGGUGGUAAUUUUUCAAUUAAAAUACCGGUGAAUCAAGGAGGAGGUGAUUAUUUGGUAGUUCAAAAGUAUAAGACAGCCGAUAUGGAAAAAGUAGAGUCAAAAGAGAGAUGGAAAACUAGUACAUUUAACGCAAAAAUUAUACUCAACGAAAAAGAUAAAGCUGACAAUGCAAUAACAUUAGCAUUCAAUAACUUACAAGAUUUGAUGAUGGAUAAAUUUAUGUGUAAUGAUGAUAAACAAAUUGAAUCUUAUCAAUAA